GCCUAUGAGUCAAAAAAAACGACACCGCUCCAACAAUCACACUCGCAACGAUAACAAGUCUAAUUCAGGACGCAAUCGCCCUACGACGACGAAACCUAUCUUAAAAAACAUUCGUCGAUCCAUCUUUUCUCCCGGGGCGCUGCCAAACAACUCUGGGCCGUGUAUCCGUACCAAUGUUUAUUUUCCUUCCAUUAAUCCCAGUCUCUUCUUUGAAGUCACCUCGCUUACUAAAGAUCGAGCUACCGUGCUCGACGCCGUCGCCAAACAACUACCGGGCAAUGGACCCUUGGGCGUCGAAUUGCAUUUUAAGGACACUCGAGUAGUCGUCGAAAUCACGCCUCGCAACGAGCAACAACGCAAUAUCCUCAAGACCGACGGUCUUAUUAUAAAGAAUUGUCGUAUUAUCGGUACGCCAGCACUUCGUAAAGGUUCAGGCCUUUUGACAAUCAACCUGUACGAUUUGCCACAUGCACCUGUCGAAGACCUCAGUGUGGCCAUUCAACGUAUGCUCGCUCCAUACGGUCGAAUCCUUGAUAUCAGCAUUUUCCUGUCCUCUCAACACUCGUUUUUCAUGGGCCAAGGCUGUGCGUAUCUCGAUGUCACUCAAGCUCAUCAACCUUUGUCUACCCAUACGCUCAUGUACCCCGAUCUUGAGCAUGAAGUCCGGGCUUUCUGGAAAGGCUCGCCCCCAUACUGUCGAUUCUGCCACGAAGACACUCAUGAGAAGGACCUUUGUCCCAAACGCGCCGCCACCCUUGUCCAAGCGUGUUCCCAAUGCGGCGACUAUGGUCAUUCUCUUCGGUCGUGCCCGCGAUCGGUUCAAAGCAAUCCUGUGUCCGCCUUCGUAGGUACUCCUCCGACUCUGCAACCAUCAUUGUCCGUUCAACUAAACGCAGAGCAUGGCUCUCUAAUGGAUCUCGAAACCUCGGAAGGGGCUGCCGCUGACCAGGGCAGCGUCGUUGAUUACUCUUCUGCACCGAAUUCACCUUCCCUUUCAGCCAGUAUGGAGGUCGAGGUUGGAUCCAAUGUCAGCAACACACCUGCUCCGCAAGAGGCGCAAGAGGCGCAAGAGGCUGCUACUGGUCAGGUCCUAUUACCAGACCCUGCUUCGCUCCCAGCUUCCGUUGCCGCCAACAAUGAAAUUACUAGUAACGACGUUCCUGAGAUCACUGAACAUGCAACUAACACCUCAAAUAGUUCCAAGGACAUAUCGUCCCUUGAGAUCUCAGAAUCUUUUUCCUCUGUAGCCACCACUUCUUCCGCUGCGGCCCCAACUACUACUGUUACUUCCUCGUCACCAAAUUUUGUCGAAACCAUCGCUGACGCUGCUUCUAAGCUAUGGGGUUCUACUUUUGAAUCUG
This is a messenger RNA of Zychaea mexicana, 1361 nucleotides long. RefSeq lists its product as uncharacterized. The transcript has 2 exons. Lineage: Eukaryota; Fungi; Mucoromycota; Mucoromycetes; Mucorales; Lichtheimiaceae. The record is from RefSeq and is a predicted model, not a curated record. The annotation marks the transcript as partial. Gene Ontology annotation, molecular function: nucleic acid binding; zinc ion binding.